Molecule: messenger RNA, 1393 nt
Organism: Mycetomoellerius zeteki
Lineage: Eukaryota; Metazoa; Arthropoda; Insecta; Hymenoptera; Formicidae
Exons: 2
Coding region: 146-994 (282 amino acids)
Source: RefSeq, a predicted model, not a curated record
AAUUAUCGACAAGAAUUUCGAGUUAGCUAACCAUAUGUUUAUAUACAAGUUAACUCCAUAUAUAUUCUAUAUUGAAGAUCCGAGUCAAAGAAAAAGUGUCUCACAACAUCUCAAUCUCUUAUAGUGAAAUUGUGGUAUCCACAUUAUGGGAAAAACCUCUAGCCGUGGUAGAUAUUUAACUCUUUGUACUAAAAGACUUUCUAAAAAGAAAACAUUUGUUUUAAGGCGACGACUUAAAAGAGAGAUGCAGGAACGAGCAGCUUUGGAAGCCAUCGCUAACAGUAUUAAAAGUGAAUCCAUCGAGUCAAUAAAUUCAUUUAUGUCACCUGAAGCAAUGAGUACGAAAGAAAUUAAUACUUUAGAAACGUACUUAGGUACAAAGCCAAUGGAUUCGAAAGAAAUGAAUACUUUAGAAACAUACUUGGGUACAAAGCCAAUGGAUUCGAAAGAAAUGAAUACUUUAGAAACGUACCUGGGUACAAAGCCAAUGGAUUCGAAAGAAAUGAAUACUUUAGAAACGUACCUGGAUAUAAAGCCAAAUAAAGAUACAUAUGAAAAUAUCCGAAUUUGUGAAGGAGAUGUUAAUGAUACUCUUGCUAUCAAUGACAAAAUCCUUCCAGGUAUAGAUCAUAUCCAAGAACAUGAACCUGAAGGUGAUCGUAUUAUCAAUAUUUCUUUCUUUUUGAGAGAGAUGCAUCGGUUAUUUGAUGGUCAUGCACCAGGAUUUGAGUGCAAAUUUAAAGAUUGGAUACUUAUAAAUUCGCGUCGCCGAGGGUUACUGACACAGUUCUUUUUUAAGUGUCAAACCUGCAGUUACGAAGCAAACUUUUGGUCACAUCCCACAGACAAAAAAGUUUUUCUUAUUAGUACGGCUAUUACAGCUUCUAAUCAAAAUUCAAAGAUUGGAAUUAAUGCCGAACUGAAAAAACAGUUUGCAGCUGUAAAUCUACCGUGUUUGAAUGGGAAAAUAGAUAUCCGACAAGACAUUUAUUAAUCGAUGAUAUCGAGAUGAUGAACAUUAAACAUAUGAAACUGGAAAUUAAAAAGCAAUUCGAUCGGAGAGAAAUGAAGUAGUCAGUGGCAUUCCGUAUCGUUGCGCAUGAGACGACUAUUAAGUUUGAGCUGCUGUGUGAAUGAAGUCGCGAAGUAUCCUCCGGACGAAUCGUUCUUUAUGAAUGGGUUACAUGCUGGAACUUUGAUUUGGACAUAUGUAUGCUUCUCUGUGUUUGAGUUUAUACGUUUUUUGUCGUUUCCUCUACUAAAUGUAUCUUUUUUUUUUUUAGCGAAUUUAUCUCCAUGCACCCGGUUUCGAAUACCCGUGAUCAUUUAUACAAUGUAAUCUAUAUAAUAUAAACCGACGAGAUAUUAUUAAAGACCGACAUCCUUAUGGGAG